Marchantia polymorpha subsp. ruderalis is the source of this 1016-nucleotide messenger RNA. Lineage: Eukaryota; Viridiplantae; Streptophyta; Marchantiopsida; Marchantiales; Marchantiaceae. The record is from the annotation of a GenBank genome assembly.
CUCAGAUCGUUGUCCGAGUGUUCUUAGAUGUGUAUAAAACGGUGUUCCCCUCGCUCAUCUCAUCUCAUCUCAACAGCGAUUCUCUGUGCAUCAGCUAAUUGGAAAUCCCGUAACAACAGAUCGUCUUAAUCAGGUGAUCUGAGAAUCAGCUUCAAUACACUUUGAGACUGUGACUGGAGUCUAGCUCAGGGACUUUAAUUCUACCAUUACACCAGUAUCUCUUAAACUUCCUGGAGGACGAAUGGCGAGGACAUUGGAGAGAAGCAAGAGCGUGGUGCAAUUGCAGGACGUGAGAAGUGUGUACAGUCAGACACACCAACAACAGCCGGAUAAAAUAGUCUGCGUGACAUUGGCUCCACGCCCCAAGAGUAGAGUCACGUGGCAGCCGACUGUUGUGGACAACGAGUUCCUCGGAAAGAAAUGCUACGAGAAAGAGUUCUUCUUCAACCAGGACAUUUGGGGAUAAAUUCGCAGACGAAAUUUCCCCGUAGCAACAUUCUUGCAGCACCUCCAGCAGUCGCGACUAAGCGCUUCAAAUGUCUGCUGGGCAUCAAAUGACAUCCACUCGACCUGACCUUGCCGUGGCCUGUGGCGGAGAUCAGGAUGCAUGCCUUGCUGGUCAUUCGAGCUGUCUGUCUUCCAGACUCCAGGUCGUUAGCUGCGAUCACCAAUUUUUGUCAGAAACGGAGCUUUAUUUCGAUUUCGGUGAGUCGGAAUUCUACGAUAUCUAAGUAGAUGAAGUAGGAACGGGAAUAGGAAAUAGCGUUGGGCCAUCAGCCAGAAAGGUUGCAAUUAUUCAACCACUUCGUCAAAAGCAGAAUUGCUAGAAAUGGGUCUAGUGGAUAACAACGUUCCAUUUGGGAACCGGAUCCUCAUGUCAGUAUUUUAGUUCAAAGUAGGUGCCUUGUCAAUUGUGUAUAAAUGUGAUCCUCGAGCACUUCGUCUUUGGACGUGUAAUAUAUGAGAGAAUUAGAUGAUUUCCUGAAAUCAUAUUUGUGAUGCUGCUCAAUACAACC